This is a messenger RNA of Papaver somniferum (opium poppy), 1506 nucleotides long. Its product is annotated as probable inositol transporter 3. The record is from RefSeq and is a predicted model, not a curated record. Gene Ontology annotation, cellular component: membrane. Gene Ontology annotation, molecular function: myo-inositol:proton symporter activity. Lineage: Eukaryota; Viridiplantae; Streptophyta; Magnoliopsida; Ranunculales; Papaveraceae. Bases 1 to 1506 code for a protein of 501 amino acids. Gene Ontology annotation, biological process: transmembrane transport. The transcript has 4 exons.
AUGAGUGACUGUUUUGGUCGAAGAUUUGCACUCUUGUUUGCUGACAAAUUGAUACUCGUUGGUGGACUACUACUCGUAGUGUUUCUAUCUAUUAGUGAUUAUGUUUUUGAUUGUUACUUGGUAACUACUGUUAUGAAGACAAUUAUAGGUUUUGGGGUUGGAAUGACAUCAAUAACCUCCCUUAGUUACAUAUUAGAAGUAGCUUCAACUCAUCCUCUAAAAAAUCUACAUAUUUGGAAUUCUACGUAUUUUACUGUUGGAAAAUUCAUCUUCUUUUGUAUCGAUACCAGAGUUGCUGCUUAUACUCAGGACCUUAAUAAGACAUCAGAUUAUAUCCUCGCAAUGGCAUUGUUUCCAGCUCUGCUUCAAUUUUUGCUAAUGAGGGAGCUUCCUGAUUCACCUAUAUGGCUAUAUAAAAUGAACCGAAAAGAGGACUCAAUUAAAGCUUUCGGGACAUUUUACACUUCCCGUGAAGUUGAGAAAGAGUUGGAAGCUAUAAGGUUGUCAAUUAAGAAUGAAACAGGUGGUCCAGAUGAAAAACCCUAUUAUGAUAGGAAUAUCUUUUUUAGGAUGAGGACAACAUGGAAUAAUUCAUUAGAACGUAGACAGAUUGUUGUUGGUAUUGAUCUGCAAGUUGCUGAACAGUUUGUGAGUGAGAACACGUUAAUUUAUGUCUUUCCGCGUAUCAUAAGGAUGGGUGGCCUCAUAGCAUCACCAAAUCCUAAAUGGGACAUCUGGUAUAUGAAGUUGACUUUCUUGAUGUGCUAUGGUCUUAAUGGUAUUCAAAGUGCAAGUCUGCCUUACAGAAUUGUAAAACUUUCGAGGAGGAAGAUUUUGCUUGUCAAAUCAUACUGUAUGAUGGUGUGUCUUUUAGGGUUAAGUUUCUUCAUUAUUAUAUCACCUAAUAAUAUUAGAGGAGUGAGUAAUAAACUGGAGACCAUCACGUAUUUCGGUAACAACACAUGUCCGAGUUAUACUUCAGCACCAGAUGCAGAUGCAUGGAACUGUUUCAAAUGCCUUCAAGCAGGAUGCGGAUUCUGUAAUGGUAUUGAUGAAAAUUUCAUGCGUGCACCUAUUGCCUGCUUGGCUGUAGAACCUAUUGGGACAUCACCAUCAUGUUUUCCUGAACAGGGAAUCUGGUUUGCACCAGAUUCCGUCACAAGACAAUGCGAAUUGAAGAUUCCUUAUGGUCCAGCUUUUAUAUUGUUAAUAAUCGGCCUUGUUCCCUACACAUUUGGGUUGGAAUCACAUAUGCGCUCAAGGAUGUCCAAGGUAGAAGUUAGAGGGAGACUUGCUGGGACUGUAGCAGCGACCAACUGGAUCUCCUUCCUCUUGGUGAUUGUAUCAUCUUUUACGAUUAAUAAAGAUGGAGGAACUCUAUUCUUAAUGCUCCUCAUCAGUUUGAUUUCUUUCUUUGUUACUCGGUUGAUCAAUUUGUCUUAUUUGUGGGUACCAGAAAUGAAAGGUUCCUCCCAGUCCAAAGUGGAUACUUCCAAAGUCAGUUGA